AUGAGAGAGGAUUCCUGGCGAAAGAAACGAUCUGCUGCGGAGGAAUUUGGGGAUGCGGGUGAUGAAGGGGGUCAUGCGAGUAAGAAGUUGCAUCUACAGUUUGGAGAUUUGUCUUUAGGAACGGGAGAUGAAGGAGGAAAGGCUAAUGUCCCACCUCCGCCUUCAAACCCAGAGCCUGCCAACCUUGAUAUCAAUGAUGACGACGUCCCCAUGCCCCAGUCGACCUCCUACGAGAAAGACGCAUACACAACCGUGAUCACCUCGCUCGAAGACGACAUCGUCGACUCGCCUCCUUCCACGCCGAAAGUCACUGUCAUCGGUAACUUCUCGGCCGCGGCACCUAUCCCGCCACGGCUGCUCAAGACUAUUGCUUUACCCGAGCCCAGUGAUGCCAAUAGUUUGGUUGUGUGGAGGCCGCCGGUUGUGGAGGAAUUUGUGAACAAACAGGCGGGGGCAGCAACUGAGGCCCGAGAAAAAGUGCUGGAGGAGGUGGGUGUGGACGGGAACGAUACGGAGCUGGAUAUGGCGGAUGACGAGUACGAUGGGUACGAUGAAGAUGCUAUGGACACUGAGUGA
Saitoella complicata NRRL Y-17804 is the source of this 576-nucleotide messenger RNA. RefSeq lists its product as uncharacterized. The coding region runs from base 1 to 576 and encodes 191 amino acids. The record is from RefSeq and is a predicted model, not a curated record. The transcript is spliced from 2 exons. NCBI's taxonomy places the organism in Eukaryota, Fungi, Ascomycota, Saitoellomycetes, Saitoellales, Saitoellaceae.